This is a messenger RNA of Wyeomyia smithii (pitcher-plant mosquito), 2082 nucleotides long. RefSeq names its product cytochrome P450 302a1, mitochondrial (gene dib). The transcript is spliced from 7 exons. Lineage: Eukaryota; Metazoa; Arthropoda; Insecta; Diptera; Culicidae. The coding region runs from base 314 to 1876 and encodes 520 amino acids. Gene Ontology annotation, molecular function: oxidoreductase activity, acting on paired donors, with incorporation or reduction of molecular oxygen; iron ion binding; heme binding. The record is from RefSeq and is a predicted model, not a curated record.
UAUCCAAUUAGAAUGAUCCUAACACGAUCAAGACAGAAGCUGUGAAUAAGAAAAGCAGCAAGAAAUAAGGUAGACGCUUCGUCAUUUUUUCUUACUGUUUGCUCCUUUUCCUACUCCAUAAUUCAAGCUAGAAUGCGUACACUCACCCUUCCAUUCAAAUUUGUUUGAACGUAUUUGUGAUCGCUGGAGACAGUAACGGAGCGAAAUGAUCGCCGGUGGUUGCAUUGGUUGAUCGACCGAUUAGUCAGUUUUCGACUGGAUUUGAAAGAAUGACAUUAUCCUGAUAAAUACGAACAGGAUACGCACUCUCAAAAUGAAUACUUUAUCAGCCACGGCUCCAGUUUUAGCUCACAAAUCGCCUACAAUUUGCUCGAUCGUAUUCAGGAAGUUUUCAGUCGAUAAGACAGCAGUUUUGCCCAAAUCGUUCGAUGCUAUUCCUGGACCAAGAGGACCACUGGGCUUUGGAAAUUUAUUCCAAUAUAUCCCUGGUAUCGGUAAAUAUAGCUUCGACGCACUUCACCAAUCCGGCCAGGACAAAUAUGAAAAGUACGGUUCAAUUGUCCGCGAAACUAUGGUCCCCGGACAGGACAUAGUUUGGCUGUACGACCCGGACGACAUUGCUACCGUGCUGAACGACAAAACGCCAGGAAUCUAUCCUGCGCGACGCAGCCAUCUAGCGUUGGCCAAGUAUCGACGCGAUCGGCCCAACGUGUACCGCACAGCCGGACUGUUGGCCUCGAACGGCAUCGAGUGGUGGAAAAUACGAUCAGAAUUGCAAAAAGGGCUGAGCUCGCCUCAAAGUGUUCGCAAUUUCUUACCGCUGACCGAUCAAGUCACUAAAGAAUUUGUGGCCGGCAUCAAACCGACCGAAGGAGAGGAUGAUGUUACUGAUUUCAUGCCGGCCAUUUCCCGGCUUAAUCUUGAGUUGAUCUGUCUCAUGGCUUUUGACAUUCGAUUAGAUAGUUUUUCGAAUGAGCAACUGCUUCCAAAUUCGUUAUCCUCACGUCUAAUGGAAGCAGCUGAGGUGACCAAUCAGAAUAUUCUACCAACGGACCAAGGUUUUCAGUUAUGGAAACUGUUUGAAACCCCGUCCUACAGGAAACUUAGAAAAGCUCAGCAAUUCAUGGAAAAAACUGCCGUUGAAUUAGUCUCACAGAAAUUACUAUACUACAAUGGAGAUCAUCAAAAGCUGGCUUCUGGCCAACAUAAAUCCCUGCUCACGGAAUAUCUUAGGAAUCCGAAUCUUGAGCUUAACGAUAUCAUAGGAAUGGCAGCUGAUCUUCUGCUCGCAGGGGUUCAUACAACAGCUUACACCACUGCUUUCGCGUUGUACCAUUUGUGUUUGAACCCAAACGCUCAGACCAAACUGUUCCAGGAAGCGGAAAAGUUGCUGCCCGAUCCCUGGACAAACAGUAUAGAAAUAGCAGCAUUAAAUUCAGAAGCUACCUACUGUCGUGCGGUGCUAAAGGAAUCUCUCAGACUGAAUCCCAUCUCAAUCGGCGUAGGCCGAAUUUUGAAUAAGGAUGCCAUACUUGGAGGGUUCCACGUACCCAAGAGUACCGUGGUGGUGACACAAAAUUUGGUCUCCUGUCGACUGGAGCGUUACUUUAACAAUCCAACCCGCUUUUCACCAGAUCGCUGGAUGCGAGCGACCAAGGAACCGGUGCAUCCUCACCUGGUACUUCCUUUUGGCCAUGGGAUGCGGUCGUGCAUAGCGCGACGAAUGGCGGAGCAAAACAUGCUGGUGCUAUUAUUGCGGUUGAUACGAUCAUUCGAGCUGGAAUGGGCUGGCAGUGUACCGAUGGACAUCCAGACGAAACUAAUUAAUCAACCGGACCAGCCGAUCAAAAUAAGGUUUCGAGCACGACCGCGAUAGCGAUAGGAUAGGAAUGAUGUCUACAUUUUAAUGUUUUCCGGAGUACUUUUUCGAUAUUCUACGCAGUUCAAAUUAUCAAUGUUGAAUAAAUCUCAUUUUUACAAGCAAAAUAAACGUUACCAAGAUAGGUUUAAAAAUGUUCGUGAUAAGAAUUACUGAAUAUUUCCCAAGCGUGGAGCAAUUUAACCUCGAAGAUGUUGAAUUUG